UCUCUGGUUUCUCUUGUCAAGACAGUGUGGUUCAAGCUUCUUCAUUUUCCAUCGCUCCCUUCUUUUUCCCGUCGCCCAUAUAUUCCUUCAUUCCCGGCAAAACUAAGCACUUUCACUCAAUACUCCCUUCGCUUCCAAUCAUUCUAAUCCUACGUUUGAUCCCUUUUUCUUCGUUCCAAGUUUCUCAAAUUUCUGGGUUUUUUUUUAUAAAAAAAUUUCCGUCUCAUCUGAUCACUUACGCGGUCCUGGAUUUGUUUAGAGGCGGAUUGGGCGUUAUUUGCUGCGUUUGGUUAUUGAGAAACUGCCCAACUACCUAAGAAAGUUAGAUCAUUGGAAGAUUUUGUUUGGGAAAUCUGAGUGUGGAAGGGGAAAAACAAGAAGAGGACGAAGAGGAAGAAUUUGGCUUUUCUUAUCAUCUGAUACUUCCUUUCAUCCUAUCCUCGGCAAAUAAACGGAGGAGAAGCUACCCAUAGGCUCGAAAAAUGCUUGGGACCGCCCUGCAGUUUGGGGGUGUUCGCGGUGAGGAUCGGUUUUACAUUCCGGUCAAGGCAAGGAAGAGCCAGAAUCAGCGUAAACAAGCACAGAAAGCCAAGAGCGGGGAAACUGGGUCUGCUGAUUCAACUCCAAAGGCCAAAGAUGUUGCUUCCGAGAAUAAGAAUUCCAAUGAGCAUUCAUAUUCGUCGACAAAACCUUCUUCUUGUCCGUCUGUAAUGCCUGCUUGUAAUAUUGAUAGAUUUCUGGAGUCUACAAGGCCAUUGGUCCCAGCUCAGUACUUUUCUAAGACAACAAUGAGAGGCUGGAAGACUUGUGAUGUUGAGUAUCAGUCUUACUUCACCCUUAAUGAUCUCUGGGAAUCGUUUAGGGAGUGGAGUGUAUAUGGGGCAGGAGUCCCUUUGGUUCUUGGUCAAAGUGAAUCUGUUGUUCAAUAUUACGUUCCUUACUUGUCGGGUAUCCAACUAUACAGUCAAUCUGCUGAGAAGUCAUAUGCAAAGUCAAGGUAUGUUGGGGAAGAUAGUGAUGGUGAUUCUUAUAGGGAUUCAAGUAGUGAGGGAAGCAGUGACUUUGAAAUAGGAAAGAGAACUGAACCAUCUGCGGCACAGAGAAGUUAUCAACAUCUUACAGGUGAUGUCUCUUUACGCAUGAGUGGGCUGUCUGUACGUGAUAAACACAAUGCAAUGCAAGAAGGAUUUUCUAGCGAUGACAGUGAAACAGGGACUCUAGAUCUUCCUGUUUUUGAGUAUUUUGAGAAAGACCCUCCUUAUAGCCGUGAACCAUUGGCUGACAAGAUAAUAGAUCUUUCACGCCAUUAUCCUGGCCUCAAGUCACUGAGAAGCUGUGAUUUAUUGCCUUCCAGUUGGAUGUCUGUGGCGUGGUAUCCUAUCUACCGAAUACCCACGGGUCCAACUUUAAAAGAUCUGGAUGCUUGCUUUCUGACAUACCAUACACUUCAUACACCCUUGACAGGAAGUGGACCUACUCAGGCUCAGACUCCAACGUUGGUUUUUCCGAAUGACAUGGAUGGAGAACCAAAGAUUUCCUUACCCACAUUUGCAAUGGCCUCAUACAAGUUAAAGGGAUCUAUUUGGAUGCAAAAUGGCCUUAGUGAGAGUCAACUAGCAAAUUCCCUCUUGCAUGCUGCAGAUAAGUGGUUGAGACUGCUGCAUGUGAACCACCCAGAUUAUCAGUUCUUCAUAUCACACAGUACAUAUCACAGAUUGUGACAGCGUAGGGAGUACAUAAAUGUGGGUUCAUGUUACGUGCAUAAUCAGCAAAAAAGAUGGAGAAGAUAAUUUCAAGUGAAGGAAAUGAAGAUCACUAAGACGAAAACUGAAAAAGAAUCAGAGUUGUUGUAUAUGAGCUGGCCCUUGUCAGAUGUGAUGAUCGUAUGGAAGAUAUGGGGGCUUAAGCUAAGACUGUCCAAGCUUUUUCUGUUUAUUAGUGGUUGGGAUGCCUUUAAUUUUUAAGACUUGAACGUGUUGAUAUGGUUAUAUUUUGAUCGUAAGAGAAAAAAGGGCAAGGGCAGAGUUGCGAGAAUUGGCUGUAUUGCAUUUGCAAGGACCAGUUUUGGCUCCAUAUGAGAUGAGCAGUUGCUGUAUUGAGAGAAAAAGGGAGGGUAAUCGCGGUAUUGUACAAUGUUUACCCACUUUAAGAUCAGUGUUGUAUGUUUAAAUAAGUGCCUCACUUAAGGAGAAAGAACAUUAUGCAAGAGCAUGUUUAGUUCUGCUGAUCGAGCCAGUGGCAACAGAAGGCUUGUUGCUGGUGUCCAACUUAGUUGAGUUGAUCAUCUGAUGCUUUGGAAAUCGAUGACAUAUAUAUUCCUGCGGAAGGCUUAAUUUUUGUGUGUGCCAUGCAUCUGGUGUUUGUGAUAGAUAUUACAGAUAUGUUUUGUGGAGAACUGUAGAACAUGAAUUCUGGUGAGAUCAUUAAUCAUCACUACGCUGUUAUUUCUUAGACUGGGGGUCUGUCACUAUGCCGUUAUCUGGCUAGCCCUCAUGAUUUGUAUGACUUGUAUACUAUCAUCCUUGUGAUUAUAAAUUAUGUAGAUGAGGUUCUUUGCCUGGCGAGCUACAUGAUUGAAACAAUACAAUGUUCCAAUCCUUUGCAAGAAGA
Molecule: messenger RNA, 2610 nt
Organism: Neltuma alba
Lineage: Eukaryota; Viridiplantae; Streptophyta; Magnoliopsida; Fabales; Fabaceae
Exons: 8
Coding region: 483-1721 (412 amino acids)
Source: RefSeq, a predicted model, not a curated record